AUGGCCAUCGACGCAGCUCCCGUGGUCCCCGGCCAGAAGCGCCAGAUCAACUGGUCCAACAUCGCCCUCGGCGGCAUCAUGAACAUGUUCGAGGUCACGACCCUCGGUCAGCCGCUCGAGGUCGUCAAGACGCAGAUGGCGUCGCAGCGCGGCGACACGAUGGGCACGGCGCUGUCCAAGGUCUGGGGCCGCGGCGGUGUCCUCGGCUUCUACCAGGGCCUGAUCCCGUGGGCGUGGAUCGAGGCGUCGACCAAGGGCGCCGUCCUCUUGUUCGCGGCGGCCGAGAUCGAGGGCGCCGCCAUGACGGCCGGCAUUGGCCCCGCGACGGCCGGCCUCCUCGGCGGCAUGGGUGGCGGUGUCGCCCAGGCGUACGCGACCGUCGGCUUCUGCACGUGCAUGAAGACGGCCGAGAUCACGAGGAGCAAGAUGGCCGUCAACGGGCAGAACCCGCCGUCGACGUGGAAGCUCUUUGGCGACAUGUGGAAGAAGGACGGCAUCCGCGGCAUCAACAAGGGCGUCAACGCCGUCGCGCUCCGCCAGAUGACCAACUGGGGCUCUCGCAUGGGCUUUGCGCGCCUCGCCGAGCAGUCGAUCCGCAACGCGCGCGGCAUCCCCGAGGGCAAGAAGCUCGACACGCUCGACCGCAUCGCCGCGUCGACGUUCGGCGGCGCGCUUGGGUGCUGGAACCAGCCGAUCGAGGUCGUCCGUGUCGAGAUGCAGUCGAUGGCCAAGGCGGCGCCGACGGACGCUGCGCGCCCGGCCAAGCCGACGAUCGCCAACACGCUCGCCUACAUUUACCGCGAGAACGGCAUCAAGGGGCUCUACCGCGGCGUCACGCCCCGCAUCGGCCUCGGCAUCUGGCAGACGGUCUGCAUGGUCUCAUUCGCCGACAUCGUCAAGGACUGGCUCAACGCCAAGAAGUGA
Rhodotorula graminis WP1 is the source of this 924-nucleotide messenger RNA. RefSeq lists its product as uncharacterized. The record is from RefSeq and is a predicted model, not a curated record. Bases 1 to 924 code for a protein of 307 amino acids. Lineage: Eukaryota; Fungi; Basidiomycota; Microbotryomycetes; Sporidiobolales; Sporidiobolaceae. Gene Ontology annotation, molecular function: tricarboxylate secondary active transmembrane transporter activity. The transcript has 9 exons. Gene Ontology annotation, biological process: mitochondrial citrate transmembrane transport; alpha-ketoglutarate transport. Gene Ontology annotation, cellular component: mitochondrion.